AAAAUUUCGCUAACCCAUCGCGGGAACGUCGACAGCGGCAGUGUGUACAAAAGUUAUCCAACUUAUUAGACAGUUUGAUCAGACUGUUUCGGCUUAGCAUGUCCGAACAAAAACUGGACGAAGUAGAUGGAGAAUGUCCAGUUUCAAGUGAAGACUGUAGAAAGAGACUGAAUCUCUUAAAACAUCCAGACCUUGAAAAGUCACUGACUGACUCGGGUAUGGAUGAUGGCAGUAACUCUGGCAGUCUUGAUACAGGGAUAUCUGGUGAAAACAGUGAUGAUGACGAUGAUGUUGUCUUGAGAAAACCAAAGAAGACGAUGCACAGAAUUCUUGAUGAUGAUAGUGACAUGUCACAAGAUGUCACAGAUUUAUCUAGGGAUGUCACAGACAAGCAAGUAAAGGUGGCAAAUGUUGAAUCAGCUUCAAGCCAAGAAGAAAAUUUGCAAGUAAAUCCAAGAUUUGACCUGUCCAAGGAAGUGAUAGAUCUUAGAGAGAAAAGGAAACAGGAGUUUACCCCAGAACAAGCUCUAGAUGUGAUCUUGCAAGAUUCUUCUGAUGACAGUGAUGAGGACGAUAAUGAUGACACACCCAGCAAGAAGAAAAGAAUUAAACGACCAGUUGUGGAUUCCAGUUCUGACGAAGACGACAAUGUUACCUUGAUGGACACCAUUAAGAAACAUUCUUCUAAGACUGGGACGGAUGAUCUCUUUGACAGUGAAGAAACCAAACAGAAACAUGGUGAUGACUCAGACAGUGAUGAUGAGAAAAGUUCGCCAAGAAAAAUUCCAGACAACUUAUUUACUGAAGAUAAACACAGCGACAGUGAUAGCUCAGGUUGUAGGUCAUCGGGGUCAGAGGUGGAGAAAUCAGAUCAUGAAAAUGGUGACGAGGGAUUUGAUGAAUCAUCGAUUGACCCUAAACUACUGGCGAAACUGAAAAAGGGAGCAGGAAAAAAGCCAAAGAAGAAGACAAAGAGAGAUGAGUUACAAUCAAUACAUAGUGAAUCUCAGAGAAUUGUUAGAGAGGCAAGAGUUAAUCUACCAUAUCAUCAGCCAGCACCAAAGUCACUCAAUGAUUUCUUGGCUAGAGCCAACAGGAAACAACAUGAGUACAAAGUUCUUAAAGGAUUCAGGGAUACUACGAAAGCCAAUUUGAUGCAAGAUAUAUUACAGAAUGUAAGAAUUCAGACUAAAUCUAAAACUCAGGAAGAGCUCGACAAAUACAGUGAUUCUGAUGAAGAUUGGAAUCCAGAUGAGGAAGAAGACAAAAAACUUAAAGACAGAAUAGAUGAGCGAAUGAGAAAUAAAUCAGGGGUUGGAAUGCCUCUAGGUGAAAUUAAACUUGACAAUGCUGGUAAUGAAAACAGCAAUCAGAGUAGUGUCAUUGUAGCAGAGGUUGAUGAGAUGGACGUUGACGAUGAAGAUGAGUUACCUGAUAUUUGUGAUACUACAGUAAAAAGUGAUAAAGAAUCUAAUAGAUCUAAUACUGCUACCACAAGUGUUCCUUGUAAUUCAACCGUAAGUAUUCCAGACAAUAUCAAUGAAGAUUCUGAGCAAGGAUAUGAACUCUUGGUGGAAACUGUGAAAGUUGAUAGUAGUAAUACAGAAGCUGAAAGUAGUGUUCAAACAAAACCAGAAUGUGUUCAAACAAACCCAGAAUGCGUUCAAGACAAUUCUCAGGCAACGUGUUCUAAAGAUAUUGAUAAAGAUAGUGUUCCUUCUGAAAGUGUUGCUAGUGUGUUAAAUAAUGAUACUCCAGAUGAUUUGUUGUUUGAUUGGGAGAAAAAUGAUUGUGAAAACUCAGGGAAAAUUCAGGCAGUUGAUAAUGAGUGUACUGAAUCACGCGGAAGCGAUUUGUUCAAGUUAGAUGACAAUAAAGAAAACAUUGACCCUAACGGAAGACCUAUUGAAGCAGCAAAAUCUAGUGAAGUUCUUACACCUAGUCAUAAGGAUAAUAAGAAGUCUAGUCCGAGAAGCAGUGCUAAGAAAAAGAAGAACAAAAUAGCUGCUCUGGCUGGAAUAGAUCUAGACAAUGUUAGACCAUGCCUGAGUGGUAACGAUGAAACAUUUAUAACAUUGGAAGAAGGUGAGGAGGCACCUAAACACCCUGGGGUACAAAAAUUGAUGGAUAGAUUAACAAAACAUUCAGUAAAAACUGAAAAGAAGCAUCAUAAGGACACUGAUAUUAGCAUAAUCUCUAAGGAUGUUGUUGGUAUUGACAAAGAAGAACUCAAGUUUAAUACAUUUACAUACCAUGGUGAAGAUGAGGAAGCCAAUCCAUUGAUGAAAUAUGAAGCUCCAGGUGCCAAACUGGUAGCUUUAAAGGAACAGUUGAAGGAGAAGAUGAAAGCUAGGCGAGAGAUAGCGAGGCAGAAACGUCAGGAGGUGUACGAUCUUGACAACGAGGAGGGAGGUUAUGAUGCCGAAGAAGAGGCAGAAAUGUCGGAACAUUCUGACACUGAUGUUGAAGAUGAGGAUGACUUUGAGGAACAGUUUGGGGAUGAUGAAGAACUAAUAGAAGAGAAAGAAAAAGAGAAGAAUCCAUUUGCUGAUGAUGAAGCUGAUGAGGAUGGUGAGGAUGAUGAUGAAGAAGAGGGAGAUGUUGCUGACGAGUUCGAAGAAGAGGAGGAGUAUAGUCUGAAACUAGAUGUGACCGACGAUGAACAAUCUGAAGGUGAUGAAGAUGACAACGAGGAUAAAAGUAAGUCUGGAGAUGAAGAACCUAAAGAGAAACCAGCAGAUUUUAAAGAGCCAGAAGAACCAGAUGUUUUGGAGAAGCCUUUUAGUCUAUUUGGUCGUAAAAGUAGAGGAAAUAGUAUUAGUGAUACACAGUUCCCAAGCGGGCAGACAAAGACAUCAACAUUAACUAUGCCAAUAGAAGACUCACAGGACCUGUAUAACUCCUUACUACCAGAGAUAACACAGAGAGACAAACCAAAGCGAAAGUCGCAAGACUUCAGCUUUAUGCUAGAGGAUUCACAGUCGAACAUGUUAGAUGCAGAUGGGUACAUCAAAACCAAGUCAACAGGGAAGAAGAAGAUGAUUACAGACCUUGAAUCAGAUGACAUUCCAGCUUCACAAAAUGACAUGAGUGAAUUACUAGGGCUGUGUUCUGGCAGAUUUAUGGACAGUCAAAAGGGAGGAGAUGAUAAGACAUCAAGAAAAAGUCUCUUUGAUGACAAUUCAGUGUCAAAUACUCAAGGAAAUAUGGAGGAACUUAUGGGACUCUGUUCUGGUGUCUUUGCAGAUAAGUCAGGUACACAGUCUGGUAAGAAGGGCACAAAGAGACCAGCAUCUGAUGUAGAAAGUGAUGAUGAUUCUAUAACAGCAUUCUCCGAUAAUGAGGAUAAACAAUUUGAUAAGGAUGAAGGAAGUGAUAUUGAAGGUGAAGAUAAUGAAGAAGAAGGUGAUACUGAUCAUUUAGACAGUGAGGAAGAAGAAGCGGAGAAACCAACAAAAUUUACUGGGUUUACUGUCAAAAAUAAACAUGGAAAAAUACGACAAGAGUUUGUUGAUGAGGAAGCAGAAUUAUCAGGUAGUGAAUAUGAUAGUGAUGAGAAUCUGGACCUGGCAGAGGAAGAUGAUAUAAUGGAGAUGGAAGAGGGUGAUAAAGAUGCAGCUAAAAUUGAUCAAAAUGAACUGAGGGAUGAAGUGGGACGAAUCCAUUUGAAACAACUGAUAGAUGAAGAUAAGAGGGAGUUAUUGAGGUAUCAAGAAAUGUAUCUCCCAGACGGAGAUUUGUAUUCUGAGGGUGGUGGCAGGGUUAGACGAUUCAAGUGGAGUAACAUGGAAGAUGACUCCCAGCAGGACAUGUUUGAUGAUGGUAGUGAUGGUGAGGAACAUCCGGAAGAGACUGAAGAUUAUACCUGGAGAAAAGAGAGAUAUGAGAGAGAACAGUUCCUUAAAGAACAACAGGAAAAGGAAGCACAAGAAGGUGAAAACAGCCAAUUCCUGAAGCUUGGAAAAGUUUUCCUCAAGAAAAAAGGUUCAGUAGAUACCAGCAGCUCUGACAAGGGAAGUAAAUCUACAGAAUCAUCAGGGGCAGAAACUCCAGGUUUCCCAGGAUCCUUUUACAAACUACCUCAACAGAAGAGAGGCUCAUUCUUGGCCAGAAGUAAAGAGGCCCUGGCUAAGAUAGCUGAGAUGACAAAACCUGUAGUAAACCCAUCAGCUGGUGCAAAAAGCUCCGGAAAGUUUACCUUCAAUGUUAUAUCCCCAGAUAAAGAAAAGGAGGCACAGCUCCAGGGUAACGGCAAGCAGAGAAAAGCCCAUGUUCCCAAAGCAGCUGUAAAGGAAACCCGGCCGAAACAACCACCUGCCAAGAAACCAAAGCUCGACUCCCAGAGCUCAUUUACAGAAAACAGUAUCUUUAACCUGUUUUAAAACAUGACAGUGUCAUCUCGGCUCAUUUAUAUAUAAAACCGGUUUCUAUUUUAAAUAGAAUGUAUAUUUUUGUAAAUUAUUAUUUUGUAAAUGGUCAGCUUUUUAUUGAUUAUGUAUACUGUAAAUCUAAGUAUGUUUAGAUCUGUACUGUUUGAAUCAUGUUUUUAUAUUGUGGAUUUUAACAUACUUUUGUAUAUAUGAAUUUUUGUUAGUUUGAAAUAUAUGUUAUACUAUGUUUUGAAUGUAUUGUGCUAAAUGUAUGUCUAUAAUUUGUAUACAUAUACUUUUAGAUGAUUGAAAUGGUGUAUUAAAUGUUGAGUUUGAAUUCACAUACUUUUAGUGAUUUGUUCCAGCUAUUACGGAAUUAUAGCAAAAACAUGUCAUUCUCAAGCACCAAUUUUGUAUUCAGUUAUUCAGUAAAUUAUAGAUAAGAAUGUAUAAUAAUAAAUUUUCAGCUAUCACAUGAAUAAAAAUAUAAAAUUGACAAGAUUUUCUGUUACACUGUACCAGAAAUAGACAUUUGGAUUUGAUCUUUCAAGUAAUAUGAUUGCUCAGCUUGUUGGAAUAAACUUACAUGUUUUUUAACUAAAAUAAGAUGAACUGUAGUGCUAUAAUGUGUCAUAAUAUAAAUGACAGCAAAUGUACCCAAAAAAAACUCACUUUAUCAACUCCCUUUUUAUGAGCUAUUUAUUUUCUAUAUCAAGAUUUUUUCCACAAUCAUUACUUUCUUCAUUAUGUAUUAUAUGAAUAACUUGUAUGUGUUUUUACCUAAAGAUGAACAAAUACCAUUAAUACUGUUAAACAAGCGAAUGUUGGUAGUUAUUAGCAAACCAUUGGGCAUUAUUUGAAUUCAAAAUAACGUUUAUGUAAUAUUAGUUAAAAUUACUGCACAAUGUAGUACAUGUAGUAGGCAUGAAAUAGAGAAGUGUAAAUUGUUAGUUUUUGGAUUGAAUUUGCAGAAUCAAGUCUAAAUUAAUUGUAAGGAUCAAAUAUUCUUUAUUUAAUCUAGUAAAACUUUUGGUAGUAUGAAAGAAUUUAAUGUUGUACCCUUUAUGUAACAAUGUAGUUUGUUGGAAGUUGUUUUUUCAAAUUAUUUUUUUUAACUGUAGCAAAUGCAUUACAUUUGUCAAUAUAUUAAUAUAUAUUUAUACAUAAAAUCAUUUUGUCUUGAAUUAAAUUCAUAUAACCUGA
Messenger RNA from Ruditapes philippinarum (Manila clam), 5573 nucleotides. Its product is annotated as claspin-like. Bases 99 to 4382 code for a protein of 1427 amino acids. The transcript has 30 exons. Gene Ontology annotation, biological process: mitotic G2 DNA damage checkpoint signaling; activation of protein kinase activity; mitotic DNA replication checkpoint signaling. The record is from RefSeq and is a predicted model, not a curated record. Lineage: Eukaryota; Metazoa; Mollusca; Bivalvia; Venerida; Veneridae. Gene Ontology annotation, molecular function: anaphase-promoting complex binding.